UGCUUACGUUAAUAAAAAAAUACAAACACUUUUCUUUCAUUUCUUUGUUUAUUCAUUACUGAAUCCAAUUGAGUCUCUCUUCACUCUUGAACAAAAACAAAAGUCACAAACAUCGAAUGUGACAAACAGAUCAGAGAAACACUAUUGACAAACUUGAUACAGCAACAACAUCAAGUUAUGGAAGCUUCCUCAAAUCAUGAGACACAGAAAUCUGGAUGGAAGAAGUUCUUGCCAUAUAUUGGUCCUGGUUUUCUUGUUUCCUUGGCUUACCUUGAUCCUGGAAACAUGGAAACUGAUUUGCAAGCCGGAGCUAACCACGGAUAUGAGCUGCUGUGGUUGGUCCUUAUUGGACUCAUAUUUGCCCUUAUAAUUCAGUCAUUGGCUGCAAACCUCGGCGUAACCACGGGCAAGCACCUUUCAGAAGUAUGUAAAAUUGAGUAUCCAUUAUUUGUGAAGUAUUGCUUAUGGUUAUUAGCAGAAGUUGCUGUCAUAGCAGCUGACAUACCUGAAGUGAUUGGGACAGCUUUUGCACUUAAUAUACUAUUCAGCAUCCCAUUGUGGGCUGGAGUUCUGUUGACUGGCUGCAGCACUCUCUUGCUUUUGAGUCUGCAGAGGUUUGGGGUGAGGAAGUUGGAACUACUGAUAACACUCCUCGUAUUUGUAAUGGCGGCAUGUUUCUUUGCUGAAAUGAGCUAUGUAAAUCCUCCAGCUUCUGGUGUACUUAAGGGAAUGUUUGUGCCUAAACUCUCCGGUGAAGGAGCCGUAGGCGACGCUAUUGCUCUUUUGGGUGCCCUUAUUAUGCCGCACAAUCUUUUCCUCCAUUCUGCUCUGGUGCUAUCUAGAAAAGUACCUAGUUCUGGGAAAGGCAUCAAUGAUGCAUGUAGAUAUUUUCUCUAUGAGAGUGGAUUCGCCCUGUUCGUUGCGUUUUUAAUCAAUGUUGCAAUGAUUUCUGUGUCGGGCACAGUUUGCUCCGCCAAUGACCUUUCUAGCGACAAUGUUGAACACUGCAAUGAUCUUACCCUUAAUUCCGCUUCUUUUCUUCUCAAGAAUGUGUUGGGACGAUCGAGCUCAACCAUUUAUGCCAUAGCACUGCUUGCCUCAGGACAAAGUUCUACCAUUACAGGAACCUACGCUGGGCAGUACAUUAUGCAGGGUUUUUUGAACAUAAGGAUGAAAAGGUGGAAAAGGAAUUUGAUGACUAGGUGCAUUGCCAUAGGCCCUAGUCUUGUUGUUGCCAUCGUUGGCGGUUCUUCUGGCUCUAGUCGGCUUAUCAUCAUCGCAUCGAUGAUACUUUCUUUUGAACUUCCAUUUGCUUUAAUUCCGCUCCUUAAAUUUAGCAGUAGCAGUACCAAGAUGGGACUUCACAAGAAUUCAAUGAUUAUCAUAACUAUCUCAUGGAUAUUAGGCGCUGGGAUCAUUGGUAUCAAUAUUUACUACCUCAGUACUGCCUUUGUGAAGUGGCUAAUUCAUAGUAAUCUACCAAAGGUGGCAAAUGUGUUCAUUGGUAUUAUAGUGUUUCCUCUAAUGGCAAUUUAUAUUGUCUCGGUUAUCUACCUUACCUUCAGAAAAGACACCGUUCAGAUAGUUAUGGAGACGAAGAAUGAUACAGCAAUGCAAAACCAAAUAGAAAAGGGAGUUUUGGAUCAUGAUCAGUUAGAAUUGAGCCAUGUUCCCUAUAGAGAAGACUUAGCUGAUAUCCCACUUCCGCAAUAAAGAACUAAAUGCAUUUCACACCAAGAAGAGAUAUUGUAUGAAAACUAGAAAAGUGUAGUGAACAGUGACUGUUUGAUGAUUACUAGUUCUCAAAUUGAUAUUGAAAAAGAUAAGUUGAAAUGAUCUUACAGUUAUUAGUGUUAUUUGAGUAAUAGCUCCUCUAUUAGUUGAAA
Molecule: messenger RNA, 1886 nt
Organism: Vicia villosa (hairy vetch)
Lineage: Eukaryota; Viridiplantae; Streptophyta; Magnoliopsida; Fabales; Fabaceae
Product: metal transporter Nramp6.1-like
Exons: 13
Coding region: 178-1713 (511 amino acids)
Biological process (GO): metal ion transport
Cellular component (GO): membrane
Molecular function (GO): cadmium ion transmembrane transporter activity; manganese ion transmembrane transporter activity
Source: RefSeq, a predicted model, not a curated record